Messenger RNA from Camelina sativa (false flax), 702 nucleotides. RefSeq lists its product as uncharacterized. Lineage: Eukaryota; Viridiplantae; Streptophyta; Magnoliopsida; Brassicales; Brassicaceae. The record is from RefSeq and is a predicted model, not a curated record.
UUUAAUUUUUUGUUUUUUGGGGUUACAAUUGUCGUCCCGAAAAAAUCGUAAAACCUAAAAAGUCAAAAUAAAAAGGGGAAAGUGGUCUCAUCACAAUCUACAUCGUCUCCAGAGAGAAGCCGUCUUCUUCCUGAUUCCUUCGUUUCAUCUUCUCUGCGAUUCCACAAAAUGUCGAGCCGUUGGUUGAGACCUGAGGUGUAUCCUUUGUUCGCUGCCACCGGAGUUGCCGUUGGGAUCUGUGCGUUUUCGCUGAUCAGAAACAUCACCGGAAACCCUGAAGUCAGAUGCACAAAGGAGAACAGGGCUGCUGGAAUUUUGGAUAACUUUGCAGAGGGAGAGAAGUAUAAGGAAAAUUUCCUUCGGAAGUUUGUUCGCAACAAGCAUCCUGAGAUCAUGCCUGGAAUCAACAAGUUCUUCACUGAUCCUAAAUACUGAAAAACAAGCAUCAUCAUCUUCCAAGACCUUUGCUUGCACCCCCUCAGCUUCGUCGUAUUGUUUUAUGGAAUUGAAUCUUCUGUGAUAUAAACCUCAUUUGUCAGUUUCACAUUGUUGAUGUAUCCUCCAGCUGAAGACCUGUUAAUGCUGGUGGGCUUAUUAUAUUGUCACUUUUUAAGCAGAUAAUAACUAUUGCUCUUUUGGCAGCUUUAACUUUAUAACCACAAUCUCUCAUCUGAGAGAGUAAUAAGCACUUGCUUUCUUCAA